GCCGAGGCGGGACUGGGAGAGGAAGCGGAAGCGAGGUGCUGUGGUGAUUAUGGCGGACGAGGAGGAGGAGCCGCCGUUUGAAGAGGACACUGAGGAAGCCGGAGGAGGCCUGGAUGGUGGGCAGGGCAAGAGGAAGAGGCUGUUCUCCAAAGAGUUAAGAUGUAUGAUGUAUGGGUUUGGAGAUGACCAGAAUCCCUACACAGAGUCAGUGGAUAUUCUUGAAGACCUGGUGAUAGAGUUCAUCACAGAGAUGACACACAAGGCAAUGUCAAUUGGACGGCAGGGUCGUGUACAGGUUGAAGAUAUUGUAUUUUUGAUCCGCAAGGAUCCACGGAAGUUUGCUAGAGUAAAAGACCUGUUAACUAUGAAUGAAGAACUGAAACGAGCCAGGAAGGCUUUUGAUGAAGCAAACUAUGGAUCUUGAUGCUUUUGUAUUGUGCAGAGAUGGUAAACGUGGCUACAUGUUAUCCCUAUACACUUGUGAGUUCUUUUUUCAAUACUGAGAAAUUAACCCUUACUGCUUUGGGUUUGGUUUUGUGGUGGUGGGUUGGUUUUUUUUUUGGUUUUUUUUUUGGAUGGAUCUCUGUGCUGGAGUGUCUAAAGCUGCAUUUACUGGUUAGAAUUGCCAGACAAGCCUAUAAAUGUAUCUUAAUGUUUUGUAUAUUCUUAUAAUGCUCUUUUAUGCUAUUUUAAGAAAAGGCAGGGAGUUCAAACUAGAAGUGCUCUAGAAGUUCAUGCUUGUUUGUAGCAACUCUUGUUUUGAGCUAUGGCAGCCUGUCAUGUACCAGAUGACUUGAAAGCUAAAUGUGCACAGUUCUCAUUAGAUUCAGAUACCCUUCAUCUGAUCCACCUUAAGUGGAUUUCAAAGGAAUAAUUGAAAAGUUAGUGUCUGAACAUCAUUGUGUUUGGAGAGGUUUAUACAGAGUAGUUAGCCCAGGUAUUGAAACUCUUGCUUUUCUGUGCCUUCUCUUUAUAAGAGGGUAUUUAUGAACAAUAAAAUGUUUCAACAGUUCA
This is a messenger RNA of Chelonoidis abingdonii (Abingdon island giant tortoise), 1014 nucleotides long. RefSeq names its product TATA-box binding protein associated factor 13 (gene TAF13). Gene Ontology annotation, biological process: transcription by RNA polymerase II. Gene Ontology annotation, cellular component: transcription factor TFIID complex. The record is from RefSeq and is a predicted model, not a curated record. Gene Ontology annotation, molecular function: protein heterodimerization activity. Lineage: Eukaryota; Metazoa; Chordata; Testudines; Testudinidae.